AUGCGCAUUCCUCAUUGGAGAGAGGCCAUGGAGCAGGAGUAUCAAGCGCUUCUUCGCAAUCAGACAUGGACUCUUGUUCCUCCACAAUCACGGGUAAAUGUCAUUGAUUCCAAAUGGGUUUUCAAAGUGAAGAGGCAUUCUGAUGGGUCCAUUGAGCGCUAUAAGGCUCGUCUGGUUGCUCGUGGUUUUCGACAGCGUUUUGGACUUGACUAUGAAGACACCUUCAGUCCAGUGGUCAAGCCUACUACCAUCAGACUUCUUCUCUCUCUGGCUGUUACUCGAGGUUGGUUUCUUCGUCAGCUUGAUGUUCAAAAUGCUUUUCUUCAUAGUGUCUUGGCGGAGGAGGUUUACAUGCGCCAGCCUCCGGGUUUCUCUGAUCCGGAUCGCCCUGAUCAUCUCUGUCGUCUGUCCAAGGCAAUUUAUGGUCUGAAGCAGGCUCCUCGUGCUUGGCAUGCUUGUCUUGCAAUGGCUCUUCGUGCUCAUGGUUUUGCAUCAUCAACUGCUGACUCCUCAUUGUUUGUUCUUCAAAGGCCUGAGGUUACUAUGUACUUGUUGGUCUAUGUAGAUGAUAUCAUUUUGGUCAGCUCCUCUCAGUCGGCUGCUACUGCGCUUGUUCGCUCACUUGGUGCUGAUUUUGCGGUCAAGGACCUUGGGAAGCUUCAUUACUUUCUUGGUGUGGAGGUUACUUCUCGUGCUGCUGGCCUUGUUAUGACGCAGAAGAAGUACUCUCUGGAUUUGUUGCAGCGAGCUGGGAUGCUUAAGUACAAACCGACGACUACACCCAUGUCUACCACUGAUAAGCUCAAUGCUGUUGAUGGUGUGCUUCUUUCUUCUUCUGAUGCGACGGUAUUCCAUGCCCGAACGAAACACAUUGAAGUUGACUAUCACUUUGUGCGUGAACGUGUCUCUCAGAAGCAACUACAGAUCAAGUUUAUUUCUUCCAAGGAUCAACUUGCUGACAUCUUCACCAAGCCAUUGCCUUUGCCACAGUUUGAGACUUGCAGGCGCAAUCUUACCCUUCUACAUCCAGUAUUCCAGUGCCGUGCGGAGACCGUCAACACAGAUCAAGAUAAACAGCUAAGACACGCAACUAGAUCCAUGGCUGCAGCACCCUCAUCUGUCCGCAUUUCCAUCAUCCUACUUCUCCUCCUACUCUCAGUCAUCUCCACGUCUUCUUCUUCUUAUUAUUAUUCAGUUCCGGCUAAUGGCAGCGACACGGACCUCGCCGCGCUGCUGGCUUUCAAAGCCCAGCUUGCCGACCCUCUCGGUGUAUUGGCAGGCAACUGGACUGCCGGCACAUCUUUCUGUCACUGGAUCGGUGUCUCGUGCAGCCGCCGCCGGCAGCGCAUCACUGCUCUAGCCUUCUCGGACACACCCCUCUUUGGAUCUUUGGUUCCUCACCUCGGUAACCUCUCUUUCCUCUCUGUUCUUGAUAUUACCUAUGCAAACCUCACCGGUUCCAUCCCUCAUGAGCUCGGCAGGCUACGUCGGCUUUGGUAUCUUCGUCUUGUAGGAAAUAGCCUAUCAAAUGCCAUUCCUACAUCCCUAGGGAAUCUCAGAGGGCUCGAGUCAAUUAAUCUAAGUUAUAACCAACUCACCGGCCAAAUCCCUCCCGAGUUGUUAAUUCGUAUGCCGAAACUUGAGACGAUUUUUCUGGCUGGGAACAAAUUAAGUGGCCAAAUACCAUCCAAUCUAUUUGAUAACACACCUUCAUUGAGAGUCAUCAACUUUGACACCAAUAGGCUCUCGGGCCAAAUUUCCCCUGAGUUGUUAUUUCGUCUGCGUAAACUUGAGAUGUUUUCCCUAUCUGAAAAUGACUUGAGUGGCCAAAUACCACCGCACCUAUUCAGUUACACGCCUUCCUUGAGGAAAAUCUACUUUAACAACAACAUGAUCUCUGGCCAGAUCCCACCUAAGUUGUUAAGUUGUCUAGGGAAACUUGAGGUAAUUGCUAUGUAUCAAAAUGAACUGAGUGGCCAAAUACCACCCAAUUUGUUCAAUAGCACGCCUGCUCUGAGCUACAUUUACUUCCACAAUAACAAACUCUCGGGCCAGAUCCCUCCUGAUAUGCUACUACCUCUUCAUAACCUUAGAUAUAUUACUCUGUCUGAAAAUGAGCUGAGUGGUCAAAUACCUCCUUAUUUGUUCAAUAACACACCGUCCUUGGAGUACAUUGAAUUUGGAAACAACAGCCUAUCAGGUCCCAUUCCACAAACAAUAUACAACAAGUCCAUGUUGCAAUACAUUUCAUUCGGGAACAACAACCAUAUUGGAACGAUUCCAAACAAUCAUAGUUUUAGCCUCCCAAUGUUGCAAACUCUUAACCUCGGUCCAAACAAAUUUACCGGUAGGAUUUCAUUGGGGAUUGCAUCAUGUCAAUAUCUCGAAGAACUAUUUUUGAAUGACAAUUCUUUUUUGGAUGUUGUUCCCUUAUGGUUAGGUAGAUUGCAACACCUCAAAUAUCUUUCGUUGGGUGGAAAUAACCUUGUAGGCUUGAUCCCAGCUGCUAUCGGCAAUCUCACUAGUCUUAUUGCGCUGGACCUAUCUCACUGCAACCUCAAAGGAAACAUUCCACUAGAAUUAGGGCUAAUGCAAAAGCUUUCCUAUCUUCAUCUUGGAUCAAAUGAACUUACUGGUACAAUUCAACCUUCCCUCGGUAAUUUAUCCAAGUUGAAUUUCCUCUAUUUGGAUAAGAAUAAAUUAUCCGGCUUAGUACCACCAAAACUUGGCAACAUAGCAACAUUGGAAAGGUUUAUUCUACAAAGGAACUAUCUAGAGGGAAAUGUGGAGUUCUUAUCUGGUUUAUCUAAUAGCAGAAGCCUCCAACUGAUUGAUGUAUCGAGUAAUUCUUUCACGGGUGCCCUCUCUGACUAUGUAGGAAACCUCACUUCACAGUUAAUCACAUUCGUUGUAUCUGAUAACAAGUUGGUAGGUGGAGUUCCAACAACAAUUUCAAACAUAAGUAGCAUAGAAUGGAUAGAUCUUUCUAAUAACCAAAUCAUCGAACCAAUUCCAGAAUCUAUCACUAUGUUACAAAAUCUUGUGUUGCUUGAUCUCUCUAGCAAUAACAUUUUGAGUGCUAUACCAAUAGAAAUGGGCAAGCUUGGGAGUCUACAACGGUUGUUUCUCGAAAGAAACAAAUUAUUUGGAGCUAUACCAAGUAGCUUCAGUAAUCUCAGUAGUUUAGAGAAAAUCGAUUUGUCCAAUAACCAGUUAUGUUCAAUGGUACCUGAAAGCCUAUUCAGCCUUGAUAAGCUUGUCGAACUCAACCUUUCUUUCAAUUCUUUUGUCGGUGCACUACCGCUGGAUGUUUCUCGACUAAUACAAACAUAUCAAAUGGACCUUUCUUCUAACUUCUUCCUAGGAAGCAUCCCACAGUCAAUUGGACAACUUAAGAUGCUAGCCUAUUUAAAUCUAUCACACAACUCAUUCGGAGGCCCAAUAGAAAACCCACUUCAAAAGCUAACUAACUUAGUAUCAUUGGACCUAUCCUUCAAUAACCUCUCUGGUACCAUUCCUAUGUUCCUUGCAAACUUUACCAACUUGACUACAUUGAAUCUCUCAUUCAAUAGACUAGAAGGACAAAUACCAGAGGGUGGUGUUUUCUCAAACCUCCUAUUGCAAUCUUUGACUGGGAAUGCUGGGCUAUGUGGCGCUCCACGCCUAGGAUUUUUGCCAUGUGUUGACGAAUCUCAUUCAACUAACAAACUAUCGCUAGAAUUUCUACUUCCCAUAGCCAUGGUUGUUUUUGGCUGUAUUGCUACCUGCUUAUACCUAUGGAUUAACAAAAAACACAAGAACAAGAGAGGGGUCAAAAUGUAUGUUGAUCCAACUGAUGGAAUAGGCCAUCAGAUCGUCUCGUACCGUGAGAUCACUCAGGCCACAAAUAAUUUCAACGAAGAUAACAUGUUGGGGUCCGGAAGUUUUGGAAAAGUCUUCAAGGGGCAAUUGAGUGGUUUGGUAGUCGCGAUAAAAGUUCUUGACAUGCAACUGGACCAGGCCAUGAGAAGCUUUGACGUUGAGUGUAGUGUGCUUCGCAUGGCACGACACCGCAAUCUAAUACGAAUACUCAACACGUGUUCCAACCUAGACUUUAGAGCACUUGUAUUUCAAUACAUGCCAAAUGGCAGUUUAGAGAUGCUAUUGCACCGGUCUCAGAGUACAGUGCACUUGGGUUUCCUCGAGAGGCUCAAUAUCAUGCUCGACGUGUCGAUGGCAAUAGAGUAUCUGCAUCAUCAGCAUUACGAAGUGAUUUUGCACUGUGACUUGAAGCCGAGCAACGUGUUGUUUGACGCGGACAUGACCGCACAUGUGUCAGACUUCGGCAUUGCAAGGUUGCUUCUAGGUGAUGACAACUCCAUAAUUUCUACAAGCAUGCCUGGAACAGUGGGCUACAUGGCACCAGAGUACGGAUCUCUUGGAAAAGCAUCACGGAAGAGCGAUGUGUUCAGCUACGGGAUCAUGCUCCUAGAAGUCUUCACUAGAAGAAGACCCACUGAUGCUAUGUUUGGAGGUGAAUUAACCCUUAGGCAGUGGGUUCACCAUGCAUUUCCCACAGAGCUUAUGGGUGUUGUGGAUGACCAGAUACUACAAGGCUGCUUUUCUAGCUACGACUUGGCCAAUGGAUUUCUUGUGCCAGUAUUUGAGCUAGGUUUGCUCUGUUGCAGCGACUCGCCUGACGAGAGAACAACGAUAAGCAACGUGGUUGUGAGGUUGAAGAAUAUCAAAGCAGAGUACACCAAAAAGGCAGCAACGACAUCACGUGGUGUGGCACAACAAUUGAUCUCCCAUGCUCCUCCCUCUCGCUCAGUGCUCAUCGAGGACAAUGAGAGGCCAUCAACGACUAGCUAGCUCCAUCCAGCAUAUGUGUACUUUCAAUAAGUUUAAUUUCAAAAAUGGUGGAAUAAAUCCCAUAGUAGUUAGUAAAGUAAACCAAGAGCCCAUUACAUACAGCAAACCAGGUGCUAGAAGGGAACCUUAUGUUACCUUUCAACGGGAGCUGGAAGGGAUCCUUUUUUAUGUAACCAUGUAAAGAUAAAUGUACGAUACAACACAAUAAAAGGUCAUAUGCAACUGUUUA
Molecule: messenger RNA, 5080 nt
Organism: Triticum dicoccoides
Lineage: Eukaryota; Viridiplantae; Streptophyta; Magnoliopsida; Poales; Poaceae
Product: probable LRR receptor-like serine/threonine-protein kinase At3g47570
Exons: 5
Coding region: 1-4851 (1616 amino acids)
Biological process (GO): protein phosphorylation
Molecular function (GO): ATP binding; protein kinase activity; receptor serine/threonine kinase binding
Source: RefSeq, a predicted model, not a curated record